UUGCGGAAACUAUAUUUCCCACAAUCCUUCACGUUCUGAACACUGCCUGCGUCAAUCCUGCGACAAAAUCUGACGCUAACCAAAAUACAGUGUCGUUUAGUUCCAGUUACACUGUCAAAACUACAAUGGAAACGGAACUACCAAAGAACGACGGUGCUUCAGACGCACCGACAACGUCUCAGUCCAAGAAGCCAAGCCAGGCUCCUCAAAUGCCAAAGAAACGACUCAACGCAUCGAAAGACAAACCUCACAUAGAGGGAGAUGUAAAACCAAGACCCAGGCCUCGCUACACGGACAAGGCUCGAAAGAACGCCAAAAACAAGAAAGACAAGGCAGGGGGAACAGGAGAUGAGCAAGCGCCUGUUGAAAUGGAUAGAGCUGAGCUGCAGACUGCUCACGGAGAGGUUGAGCGGCUACAGGGUGCAGAGAUGUCCAAUGGACAGCUUGAGUCUUCUCAUGUAACCAAUGCAUCCCAUCAUGACGAAAAGGAACAAGAGGACAGUUGGGACACCUUAUUUAACGAUGAUGGAGAUUUUCUCAAUCAGCGACUGCUUGAAGAGCUAUCUUUGAGUGAAGGUCGCAAGAAGUCGUCAAUCCAAGAGGCCAGAUUUGAUUACGACAACAUGCAGCGGUUUGAUGAUGACGUCAUGGACGAGAGUGACGAAGACCUCUCUCAUGUCAUCGAGAUCUACGAUAUUGCUCCAGAGUGUAAAACCGAGGAUCUUUUCAAGUUAUUUCAGGGAUACCAACAGAGAGGAUUCGAUAUCAAAUGGGUUGACGAUACCCACGCUCUAGGUAUCUUUUCAAACCCAUCUUCAGCUCGUGAAGCAUUAAGAUCCAAAAAUCCACUGAUGAAGGUGCGGCCACUCUCCAAAUCCACUCCGGAGACAAAGGCCGCGGCUCGCAGCUUCUCUGAGUCCCCCAUUUCUGGUAAGGAGAGGCCUCAGACCAGUGCAGCUCUGGCUCGCAGGCUUGUGGUUGGUGCCCUCGGUGUGAAAAGCAACGUAACAAAGGAGCAGCGGGAGGCAGAGAAGAGGAAGCUCCAGGAGGCCAGAGAACAAAAGCGUCUGGCAGCCAAACAGAGGGAAGAUGCUUGGGAGGGAAAGUAAUUGGAGCGAAAAGUCCUCCACUUUGAUUCGCUUGACUCCUUUCAAGCCACGCCUGGAGACAUGAAGUCGCACCAUUAUCCAAGUGUGCAGUGUUACAUCACUCAAGUUUGUAAACUCAUCAUGUUUUUUUUUUUUAUUUUUAAACGCAGGCUGAGGUUUAACUUACCUCAACAUUUGCCUGUGCUCAAGUCGUCUAGUUUUUCAAAGAUUCAUUAAUUCACCGAAAGCUAUAGGCAACAAUGCGUUUCAUCCAUUUUUAUUGUCCAACUGUAAGAUGAAAGGUUUUGUCCCAUGCACUUGCAAUUUAGAUGAUCCAUCCACACUGGCACAUAAUGGUUUAAUCCUUUAUUGUCAUGUCAGACAAGUACAGUUGUAAAGAAAUGAUUUUCAAAAGUGGCUAAACGUUGUAUUGUUUCUAUAAAUUGAGUUGCAGUAAAUGUAUUACUUUUUAAAAUAAUGUCAGAUUUCUUGUGUGUAUACAAGUAGUGCUCAUCACUGUUCAAUUCAGGGUAUCGGUGUCAUUGUUCCGUAGUGUACAGUAGUAUUAAUACUGUAAUAUGUCUUUUCUCAAACCUCGUCGUGGUAUAAAUGCUCUACGGUAUAUUUUUUAGUUUAAAAUGAAGGAGCAAUGGUAGCAUGUCAUGCACAUAAUCACUUGUAUGAGGAACCUCCCAUUGACUCUUGGGAGUCACUUGAGGUGAAUGUUUUUCUGCCACACGAUUAUAUGAACUGAGGAUUCUGUAUCCGACUGAUUUGUGGAAAUAUACUCAUGGGAAUAAAAAUCAUGCCUGCUUUUUA
Molecule: messenger RNA, 1907 nt
Organism: Syngnathus acus (greater pipefish)
Lineage: Eukaryota; Metazoa; Chordata; Actinopteri; Syngnathiformes; Syngnathidae
Gene: r3hcc1l
Product: R3H domain and coiled-coil containing 1-like
Exons: 7
Coding region: 126-1109 (327 amino acids)
Molecular function (GO): nucleic acid binding
Source: RefSeq, a predicted model, not a curated record